GAAGUGCAGCUUGUGCGCGCUUAUUAGUUACUCCCACCGUAUUGAGCGCCGUCGAUUGCACGUUCCUUCUCCUCUACGACAAGUACUGUUCACUUUCUCUCGAUCUCUUGCAGUCAUGGAUUUCUCGACCAUGAACGCGGCCGAGCAGGCCCACAUGUCCAAAAUCAUCGAAAAGCGACAGAUGCAAGACUUCAUGAGAAUGUACUCCAGCCUCGUAGAGAGGUGCUUCAACUCAUGUUGUAAUGAUUUCACCAGCAAAGCGCUAUCUUCAAAAGAGGAACAAUGUGUUUUGAACUGUACGGACAAAUUUUUGAAGCACUCGGAGCGAGUUGGGGCGCGAUUCGCAGAACAAAACGCCGAGGCUAUGAACGCCGGCAACAAGUGAUUUAGACCGAGUUUCACUCCGCUACCACAUUGCUUUGUACUCUUAUAAUACCGGCUGUCUCAUAAUUGCAACACACCCCUCGUUAUUGCUUUUCGGGUACCUGGUUGCCUCACUUGCACAGGGAAGAAAUCCAAUAGUAACGC
Messenger RNA from Somion occarium, 528 nucleotides. The record is from the annotation of a GenBank genome assembly. NCBI's taxonomy places the organism in Eukaryota, Fungi, Basidiomycota, Agaricomycetes, Polyporales, Cerrenaceae.